Molecule: messenger RNA, 1004 nt
Organism: Drosophila suzukii
Lineage: Eukaryota; Metazoa; Arthropoda; Insecta; Diptera; Drosophilidae
Product: dnaJ homolog subfamily C member 8
Cellular component (GO): nucleus
Source: RefSeq, a predicted model, not a curated record
GCGUGGCAUUGACCCAUCUCUACAGACUUGCAUUUUAAUCAGAAAUUGUUGUAGGGAAAACGCAAAAAGCGUUGCUAUUGUCGCAACCAUGUCCUCCUCUUCGACCAGAGACCAGCCGGGAACCUCCCACGAGACGUUCGAGGACUUUUACACAGAAGUGAAAGAAAUUGAAAAACGUGAUUCAGUUUUAACUCCUUCUCAACAAAUUGAUCGUUUACUUCGUCCAGGUUCAACGUACUUCAAUCUCAAUCCGUUUGAGGUGCUCCAAAUCGAGCCCGAGGUCGAGGUGGCCGACAUAAAAAAGCGCUACCGCACCUUGUCGAUCCUCGUCCAUCCAGACAAGAACCCCGACAACCAGGAGCGCGCUCAAAUGGCAUUCGAUAUUGUGUCGCGUUCCUGGAAGAUCCUGGAGAACGAACUCACGCGCAAAAGGUGUCUGGAGGUGUACGAGGAGGCCAAGGGGCGAACGGAUCAAAUGAUUGCAGAAAAGCGAAAAAAGCUCAAAAAGGAGGGUCGGCCCACGGAGCCCAUUCCCGAGGACGAUCCCACCAAGUACAAGCAUGCCAUAUACGUGAUGGUCAUGAAGCUGUUCGCCGACAUGGAGCGCCGGCGACAGAAGCUCGACCAGCGCGACCAGGAGGAGCGCAAGAGGAAGCGCGAAACCGAGAUCGAGGAGGAGGAGCGGAUCAAGGCGGACCGCGAGUGGCAACAGAACUUCGAGGAGUCGCGACAGAGCCGCGUCAAUAGCUGGCAUGACUUCCAGUCCGGCUCCAAAAAGUCUAAGAAGGCCAAGAAACAAAAGCAUAUGACCGGCAUGAUGGUGCCACCCAAGUUUAAGCCCGAGUCGCGAUAAUAUUGCUUCCCAGCGCGGCGUCGAUCCUGCUCUAUCGCAGACCACCUCCUCCUUCCCGCGUCGCGUUGCACAUAAAUAUUUUUACAUUUUUUUAUAAGUAUCCUUUGGAAUUGUAAUUGACACGUGCAUAAUGUAUAGAUGUAAGAAAUCA